AUGCAUCUAUCUAGUGAAGUGAGCUCAACCACUGGUUUAGGGCAUGAAGCAUCUGGAUACGGCUUGCCGAGUCAGCCGUUAACGGCCGAGUUGCUGGCCGAGAGGACCCUGGAGGGCCUUUUGGCUGACCACCCGGGCGAGCUUGUGAAGACUGGAUGUCCUCACGUUGUAUGUACAGUGCUACCGCCACACUGGAGGUCAAACAAGACAUUACCAGUAGCAUUUAAAGUAGUUGCAUUGGGAGACGUCGGUGAUGGAACAUUAGUCACGGUCCGCGCCGGAAACGAUGAAAACUGUUCAGCGGAACUUAGAAACUGCACGGCAGUUAUGAAGAACCAAGUAGCUAAGUUCAAUGACCUGAGAUUUGUGGGACGAAGUGGAAGAGGGAAAUCCUUCACAUUAACCAUAAUGCUGGCGACAUCUCCACCACAAGUGGCGACUUACCAGAAGGCCAUCAAGGUAACAGUGGAUGGACCACGCGAGCCGAGGUCAAAGACACGACAUCAUGGCUUCCAUCCAUUCCAUUUCGGACCCAGAUUUGCCCCAGAUCCGCUCAUGGGAUCGCUGCCUUUCAAAUUAUCAGGGAUUGCGCACCAACUGGCAGGGCUACCAGGUAACGAGUGGGGGGCAUUGGCCAGGCAUUAUCCCCCUCCAAUAAUCCCCACGCAUCCCCACUUUACGCCCCACGUUCUGCCGCCGGCGCACACGCAAUCCCACGUUGCUCCACCUUCACAUGAAAAUGAUCUGACGUCAGAAAACCCAACAACGAUGCACGCGCAUAGCACUACGAGUCCUUCAAACUCCCGGCCGAGUUCCCCACAGGAUGACGAUGACAUCUCUGUCACAGCCUCCACUAGCCCCCCUCCGGACGAACGUCCCGGAGCCUUCACCUCCGUCACUAGACGGAAGCCUCUACAACCCUUACCUCCACCGUCCAGCAUAUUCCACAGUGCACUAGCAGCUCAACUAUUCCUCAACUCUCCCUUACUCCCAACUCCACCUGCCUGGUUAUACUCACAACUUUAUGGGGGAUAUGACUGGUGGCUUCGACCGCCACAGACUCACGAAGAUUCAAAUUCAAGUCCCGAUAGGGAAGACACAGCUUCCACGAGUUCAAAGAAACGACCGGCCUCACCAGAAUGGUCAGAUCAAGGGGUCAGAACCAGAAGCAAGGCUCUAAUGUCUUCAGAAAGACGGCCAGUGGACGUUUGGCGGCCGUAUUAGGUGUUCAAAGAGUUAUUUAGAUGCAAUUAUUUCAUACAUCGAUUUAUAAAGUCACUGAUUGAAUAGACAUUAACUAAAGUGGUGAUAUUUUAAAUGGAUCUCAUAGUUUAGGAGAGAACAAUUUGGUUGAAUGUGUCGGCCGUUCAAGUAUAGUGAUUAUUGUAUGUGUUAGAUAAAUGUGAAUUUCAAAUUACGAUGUU
Molecule: messenger RNA, 1424 nt
Organism: Pieris brassicae (large cabbage white)
Lineage: Eukaryota; Metazoa; Arthropoda; Insecta; Lepidoptera; Pieridae
Gene: RunxB
Product: runt-related transcription factor 2-like
Exons: 5
Coding region: 1-1224 (407 amino acids)
Biological process (GO): regulation of DNA-templated transcription
Cellular component (GO): nucleus
Molecular function (GO): RNA polymerase II cis-regulatory region sequence-specific DNA binding; DNA-binding transcription factor activity, RNA polymerase II-specific; ATP binding
Source: RefSeq, a predicted model, not a curated record